UUCAUGCGAGUUUCUUCUUCUGGGAGUUGCAAAGGCCAAAUUAAAACACACACACCCAUUUUUUGAAGAAACUAUUUUUUUAUUUCCUGAUUUUUCUGCCAGUUUGUCCUUUUUUAUAGCAACCUUUUUUUCCCCUUCUUUCAAAAAAAAAUCCGCCAUUGAAGCUUUUCAAAGCUUUGCACCACCACUAUCUCACUGACCGCCAUUGUCACUCUUCUAUGAUCCGUGUUGGUGCUUCGGUCAACAAUAAGUCGUAGAAGCUUUGUUUAGUUGACGGCGUUUUGUAUUGAUUGGUAUGCAAUGGAGGUUGCUUAUAGUUUUAAACAGUCCAAUUUGAUUCAUGGAAUUGAGUGUAGAAGGUAUCGUUCGGAUUUUAUCCACUCGAAAUUGGGGUUUAGAAUCAGUGGGUAUGGGUAUAAGUAUGGAAGUAAUUCAAGGUCGGUUUCUAGAAUUUGCUUAAAGAAGAAUGUGAAGGGAAUUGGUAGCGUCAGUGGUGGUGGUUCUAUUGCGAAGUUGCCGUUUGGGAAGGAUUUCGAUGGUCAUUUGUGGGGUUUGAGUCCAAAGAAAGCCGUGGUGGGUGGGAGCCAGAAGGAUUUUAAGUCGGAGAGUUUGGGAGGGGUAGCUAGGUGUCAGAGUAAUGAUGCUGUAGUUUACGUUGAUGGAAAUGGUCGAAGUGUAGAACCCGGAAAAGAUUCUGAAGGAGAAGGGUUGGUAGAAGAGGAUACUCUCGACUUAGAAUUGAAUAGCUCUGGAGGAGAAAAGGAUGAGAAGGAAGAAGAAGAGGAGGCUCAGGAUACAACCUUGGAUGAGUUGAGAGAUUCGUUGCAGAAGGCAUGCAGGGAAUUGGAGGCUUCACGACUGAAUAGUACUAUGUUUGAAGAGAAGGCGCAGAAUAUAUCGGAAGCUGCCUUUGCAUUAAAAGAUCAAGCAGAGAAUGCUAGGACUAACGUGGAUAAUGCGCUAAAAAUGAUUGAGGAGCUAGUAAAUCAAGAAGUGAGUGCUAAGGAUGCUGUUCAGAAGGCCACAAUGUCUCUUUCUUUGGCGGAGGCAAGGCUUCAGGUGGCCUUGGAUUCUGUAGAAGCUGUCAAGUCCACAAGUGAUUCAGAAAGUGAAAGUGAAGAGGUAGUCGUGAACUUGCUUAGGAAAGAGGAGGGUACCCUUCUAGUUGCUCAGCACGAGAUGAAGGAAUGUAGGCUGGCUUUGGAAAAUUGUGAAGCAGAACUAACAAGGAUGCAGAUGAAGAAAGAGGAGCUACAGGAAGAGGUAGAGAGAUUGAAUGAAGUUGCUGAUCAGGCACAGAUGAACGCACUGAAAGCUGAAGAGGAUGUUACUAACAUUAUGCUUUUAGCAGAGCAGGCUGUUGCUUUUGAGCUCGAGGCUGCUCAGCGUGUAAACGAUGCUGAGAAGGCCUUGCAGCAAGCUGAAAAGAAGCUCUCUAGUUCUCAAACUGAUGUCACAGACUAUAUUGAUCAUUCAAGUAAGUCAUCCUCAAAUGAAGAUGUUGGUAUUCAGGAAGAGUUUUCUGGUCAAGGAACUCUGGGUGCUGAUGGCUCUGAAAGUGAAAAGAAUUUGGUGGUAGAAGGUGCUUCUUUGGCCAGCAAAUCCUCGUUGGAUAAGCCCUCUGACAAAACAAGCCAGAACCUGAUUGACGUUCCUCUAUUUGAUGAUUCAAGCGAUAAAGAAGAUAGGAAAUCAUAUGUAGAUGCUGAUACAGAUGCAGAAAAAAUGAAGAGUGCAGCACCAGUCAAGAAGUUAGAGAUACAAAAGGAAGUGACCCGUGACAGUUCUCCUCCUAGUAGUCCAAAGACAUCAACGGUGAAGAAGUCAUCUCGUUUCUUUUCUGCAUCAUUCUUUUCAUUUGAUGAAGAUGAAGAAGAGUUCACGCCAGCGGCUGUUUUUCGUGGGCUUAUGGACUCUGCGAAGAAGCAAAUGCCAAAAUUGAUUGUUGGAAUAUUGCUUGCUGGAGCAGGAGUUGCGUAUUAUAUUAACCGAGGUGAAAGAGGUGCUCAACUGCUUCAGCCACAAAAUUUUCUAACUUCCACUAUUGAAGAAGUCUCUUCAAGUGGAAAACCUCUGGUUCAGCAAAUGCGGAAAAUUUCUAAGACAGUGAAGAGUCUAAUUGACAAGCUUCCUCAGCAAGAGAUAAAUGAAGAAGAAGCAUCCUUGUUUGAUAUGCUAUGGUUAUUGCUGGCCAGUGUGAUAUUCGUACCUAUUUUCCAGAAAAUUCCUGGGGGCAGUCCCGUCCUUGGUUAUUUGGCUGCUGGUAUCUUGAUUGGUCCAUACGGCCUCUCGAUAAUUCGUCAUGUGCAUGGCACGAAGGCGAUUGCGGAAUUCGGAGUUGUGUUUUUACUAUUUAACAUUGGCCUUGAGCUUUCUGUUGAAAGAUUGAGCUCCAUGAAGAAGUAUGUUUUCGGUUUAGGCUCGGCACAGGUGCUGUUAACAGCUUCAGUAGUUGGCUUGGUGGCCCAUUAUAUUUCAUUACAGGCAGGUCCUGCGGCAAUAGUUAUCGGGAAUGGCUUGGCCUUGUCAUCAACUGCUGUUGUCCUGCAGGUCUUGCAAGAGCGAGGUGAGAGCACUUCACGGCACGGGCGUGCUACAUUUUCAGUCUUACUAUUCCAGGAUAUAGCUGUGGUGGUUCUGCUGAUACUUAUACCACUGAUUUCACCGAAUUCUUCUAAAGGCGGGAUUGGUUUCCAAGCUAUUGCGGAAGCCCUAGGAUUGGCUGCUGUUAAGGCAAUUGUUGCAAUUACAGCUAUUAUUGCUGGUGGACGCUUGCUUCUACGACCAAUUUACAAGCAAAUUGCAGAAAAUCAGAAUGCCGAGAUAUUUUCUGCAUGCACACUUCUUGUUAUACUAGGGACAAGUCUCCUUACUGCAAGAGCUGGUCUAUCCAUGGCAUUGGGGGCAUUUUUGGCUGGUUUGCUUCUUGCAGAAACUGAGUUUUCAUUGCAAGUCGAAUCAGACAUUGCACCAUAUCGUGGCCUUCUUUUGGGUCUUUUCUUCAUGACGGUAGGGAUGUCUAUUGAUCCAAAACUUCUCCUCUCAAACUUCCCGGUUAUUAUGGGAGCAUUGGGACUUCUAAUUGUUGGCAAGACAAUGCUGGUGACUUUAGUUGGUAGAAUUUUUGGUGUUUCGACAGUAUCUGCAAUCAGAACUGGUCUUCUUCUUGCUCCUGGAGGAGAAUUUGCCUUCGUCGCAUUUGGUGAAGCUGUAAAUCAGGGCAUAAUGUCUCCCCAGCUGUCAUCUUUGUUGUUCCUUGUGGUAGGAAUUUCCAUGGCUCUCACACCAUGGCUGGCUGCUGGUGGCCAGCUGAUUGCCUCUCGCUUUGAGCUGCAUGAUGUUCGAAGUUUACUACCCGUUGAGAGUGAGACAGAUGACUUGCAGGAUCAUAUUAUUAUAUGUGGAUUUGGACGUGUGGGCCAGAUCAUAGCUCAGCUCCUCUCAGAACGUUUGAUACCAUUUGUUGCACUUGAUGUUAGAAGUGAUAGGGUGGCAAUUGGUCGUGCACUUGAUCUGCCUGUAUAUUUUGGUGAUGCAGGAAGUCGUGAGAUACUUCAUAAAGUUGGGGCUGGAAGAGCUUGCGCUGCAGCAAUAACUUUGGACACCCCUGGGGCAAAUUAUAGAACUGUCUGGGCUUUGAGCAAGCAUUUCCCGAAUGUUAAAACAUUUGUUCGUGCGCAUGAUGUUGAUCAUGGUCUAAAUUUAGAAAAGGCUGGGGCAACUGCGGUUGUCCCUGAGACAUUGGAACCAAGUCUACAGUUGGCAGCUGCUGUUCUUGCACAGGCUAAACUGCCAACAUCAGAGAUAGCAUCCGCGAUCAAUGAAUUUAGAUCCCGUCACCUCUCUGAGUUGACUGAGCUGUGCGAAGCUAGUGGAAGUUCUCUAGGUUAUGGAUAUUCUCGUGUCAUGACCAAACCCAAGUCUCAACCGCUGGAUCCAUCAGAUGAUAACCCAAUUAUUGACGGAACACUGGCAAUAUGAAUAUGCAGCAGUUAGCGAAGAAGACAACAGAAAAACUGUAUAGGUUGAUUAAAGUCUCGUUAGGUUAACUUGUAUAGAAAAUUUUGGCAAUAAUAUUCAAUAUACUCGUACCUCCUUUGAUUCAUUGUUCAAAAAAAAAUUCAUCGUUGAUCAAUGAUGACAAAUAUUCAUGUUCCUUUCUCAAAAGAAUCCAAAAUUUUGGAUGGUCUUUUUUUCUAAUCGUAAACAGAGGAGCUCUUACAAAUUCUAA
Molecule: messenger RNA, 4231 nt
Organism: Spinacia oleracea (spinach)
Lineage: Eukaryota; Viridiplantae; Streptophyta; Magnoliopsida; Caryophyllales; Amaranthaceae
Product: K(+) efflux antiporter 2, chloroplastic
Exons: 21
Coding region: 301-3981 (1226 amino acids)
Biological process (GO): proton transmembrane transport; potassium ion transport
Cellular component (GO): chloroplast; membrane
Molecular function (GO): potassium:proton antiporter activity
Source: RefSeq, a predicted model, not a curated record